Anopheles maculipalpis is the source of this 827-nucleotide messenger RNA. RefSeq names its product exosome complex component RRP43-like. Lineage: Eukaryota; Metazoa; Arthropoda; Insecta; Diptera; Culicidae. The record is from RefSeq and is a predicted model, not a curated record. Bases 6 to 827 code for a protein of 273 amino acids. The transcript has 4 exons. Gene Ontology annotation, cellular component: nuclear exosome (RNase complex); cytoplasmic exosome (RNase complex). Gene Ontology annotation, biological process: nuclear polyadenylation-dependent mRNA catabolic process; nuclear mRNA surveillance; exonucleolytic trimming to generate mature 3'-end of 5.8S rRNA from tricistronic rRNA transcript (SSU-rRNA, 5.8S rRNA, LSU-rRNA).
AAACAAUGGAUCUCAAAACAUUUAAAUUGCUACAUCCGGUGAAAUAUUACAAGGAUUAUCUGGAAAACAACAUUCGUCCCGAUGGGCGGGAGUUGGAAGAUAUACGUCCCUUGGCUAUCAGCUUCGGUGUAAUCAAAAGUGCAGAUGGAUCAGCAAUUGUGAAGAUAGGCAACACAACAGUCGUCUGCGGAAUCAAGGCAGAAUUGGCUGCACCCAAGGCGCUAGAACCUCUAAAGGGUUUUCUCGUUCCGAAUGUUGAUUUUUCCCCUGUAUGCUCACCGUCGUACCGGCCGGGUCCACCGCCGGACGAAGCGCAAGUUUACAGUCGAUCGUUAGCCGAUGCGAUAAGUAAUGCUCACUGUAUCGAUCUGCAGGACCUGUGCAUUUCCCCUGGAAAGCUCGUAUGGGUUCUGUUUUGUGAUCUGGUGUGUCUAGACCAUGAUGGGUGCGUUUUUGAUGCCGCCAUCGUAGCACUGGUAGCCGCUUUGCACACAGUGAAACUUCCCGCCAUUCAAUAUAACGAUGAUACAGGGGAAACAGGCACGGAUACAUCAAGGCUCUCCCCGUUGCCGGUUCACGGUGUGCCUGUCACGACAUCGUUUGUGAUGGUUAAUGACCGGUUACUGACCGAUCCGACUGCCGAAGAAGAAAAACUUGCCAGCACAACAUUUACCGUAACGGUGAGCGAUGGCAAGAUGAGCUUUUUCAACCAAUCUGGAGGCGAUCCUUUUGACAGCGUAACGGUGAAAAAAUGUACCGAGAGUGCAAUGAAACGCGAACGGUCUGUGAAGCGGAUAAUUCAGAACAUAAUGCAUAAAAUAAAUUGA